Molecule: messenger RNA, 1298 nt
Organism: Aspergillus welwitschiae
Lineage: Eukaryota; Fungi; Ascomycota; Eurotiomycetes; Eurotiales; Aspergillaceae
Product: SIR2 family NAD-dependent protein deacylase
Exons: 2
Coding region: 252-1196 (314 amino acids)
Molecular function (GO): NAD+ binding; protein-malonyllysine demalonylase activity; protein-succinyllysine desuccinylase activity
Source: RefSeq, a predicted model, not a curated record
GGCACGAUUGCAUAGUUAAGAGGCGACCCCACGUCAUCGGUAUCAUUAGCGUAAGGCCGACUCCGCAGAACUUCUUCUUAGCUACAACUUCUCCAAAUGACUGACUCGACGCGCAUUUUCUCCCUUCUGAGGGAAACAGACAUACCGCUGCGCACAUGUGCACCAAAUUAGCACCGUGACAAUAAAUGACCAUCUUAUUCCAACUGUUGUGUCCAGUCUAGAGUCCUUCUCCGAUCUCCAGGCCCUCCGCCAUGGCUCCUCCUGCUAUUCCCGCAGCAGACCUCAGCUCAUUCACCACUUACCUAAAAGGGUGCAGGCGAGUAAUUGCCUUAUUAGGAGCUGGGAUCUCUGCAUCAUCAGGUCUUCCCACCUUUCGAGGAGCCGGUGGUCUAUGGCGAUCGUACGACGCGACGGACCUCGCAACGCCCGAGGCGUUCGAUGCCAACCCAGACCUAGUAUGGCAGUUCUACAGCUAUCGAAGACACAUGGCCUUGAAAGCACAACCGAAUCGUGCACAUUAUGCUCUGGCUGAGCUUGCACGAAAGAACAAGGACUUCAUAACACUAAGCCAGAAUGUCGACGGCCUUUCACAACGGGCCAGACACCCGCCACAUCAGCUUCAUCUCCUUCAUGGCUCACUUUUCACCGUAAAGUGCACGUCCUUCUAUUGCAGCUAUUCCCGCGAGGACUUUACCGACCCAAUUGUUCCCGCUCUCGCUCUGCCAAAGAAACUUGAACCAUCUGCAACAGAUAGAACGGGCGAAGAGGCUUCUCGAUCUAUUGCCAGUGCAUUAGGGAACAAUGAGGAUGAGGCUGAUGUAUCGGACGAGCGUGUUCCUCUUUCCGCAGUGCCUUAUGAAGAGCUUCCCCACUGCCCGGAAUGCAAAGAUGGGCUUCUACGUCCUGGGGUGGUGUGGUUCGGAGAGAGUCUACCAUCACAUACGAUUGAUUACGUGGACGAGUGGUUGAACAAAGGAAAGGUUGACUUGAUACUGGUAGUAGGUACAAGUUCGAGGGUGUACCCCGCAGCAGGAUAUGUGGAUAAGGCUCGCAGUAAAGGGGCUAGAGUGGCGGUGGUAAAUAUGGACCGCAAUGAUGUUGGCUCUUCCGGAUUGAAACCUGGAGAUUGGUUUUUUGAGGGCGAUGCGGGUACUAUUGUUCCUGAAAUUUUGAAGGGAGUGAUUGGCGAUAUAUAAUUCACAGCUUUGCUACUAUUUCUUCUACAGCUGAACAGAGUACCGCGAAAAUCCGAGAUCUCUUCUAAUAACGUCGGAUAUCUCUCACUGCGCACAUUUAGG